CGCCACUGUUUAAACUGGCAGUUGUUGCUGUCAGAAAAGAAAAUUUCUGCGAAUAAUGGCGGAUCCGUACAACGUUCCAUUAUAGCUCAUAUAAGAAGAAACGGCGUUAUUUAAUGUUUCUACCACUACCCAUGUCUAAGUCUGGCUAGUUAGCUUAGCCUAAAAAGCACAAAUAAUAGCAAUAAUGUCGCUGCCUCCAGAGAAAGCUUCCGAGCUGAAGCAAAUCAUUCACAACCAUCUGCUCAAGAUGGAUAUCCAUGGGAAGAUCCGAGAGGUGCUGGCUGAGACUGUGAGGGAUGAUGAAGGCCCAGCACGUCGGUCUCUGUCUGAGGCAGAUUUCCUGCGUGCUCUGCAGCGCAGAGGCAUCAUAGAUGAUAUGAUGAAAGAUCUUCACUUUACUCAGGAAGCCGGCACAGAAGCAGAAACAGGAUCGCCUACAAAACCUGCUGCUCACUUUGUCGAUAAAGAUAUCACUCAUCUGAAAAAAACCAAUAUCGACCCAUCAAGGCGAUGUCUGUAUCUCCAGGUGCUUGGAGGCAAAGCCUUUUUGGAGCAUCUCCAGGAGCCGGAUCCCUUACCUGGUCAGGUGUGUUCUACCUUCACACUCUACCUGCACUUCCGCAACCAGAGGUUUCGAUCAAAGCCAGUGCCCUGUGCCUGUGAACCUGACCUCAAGGAGGGCUUCCUGUUAGAAAUCCACAGAGACGGUAUAGGGGAAAGUGGUAAGAUGGCAGAUGCGACCUCCAUGCUGUCAAUGUGUGACCCAGUGCACUUUGUGCUGAUAAAAACAGACACCUCCAGUGAAACAAUGCUUGUCUCAUCCUACUUCCUGGACUGGAGGACUGUCCUAAGCUCGCCCAGUAGCAAGACCUGCUUUGCUGUAGAGCUGAUGGGAGUUGGAAGUGAAUCCAAAGUCCCGGCUGGUGUUUUGACGGUCAGCCUGGAGCUCUACCCUCCUCUCCCAGAGAUUCUGAGUGCUGACAUCAUCAGCACACAGCAAUCACUGGAGAGGCAGAGGGCGGCCGAGAAGGAGAGGCUCUUCUUGGUUUAUGCCAAACAGUGGUGGAGGGAGUUCCUGGAGAUCCGUCCGUCAAAUCAGACCAAGCUGGUCAAGAUUUUUGCACAGGAUGAGAAUGGCGUCAACAGGCCAGUUUGCUCCUACGUACGUGUCCUCCGGGCGGGCCGCCUCCUGGAGAGCCCUCGGCAGGCGGCCCGCUUCGUCAGCCUUCUAGCCCACGAGAAGGCUCCGGUGGUGGGAGGAGGAGGCAAGCAGGAGCAGUGGUGCACAUUAAUGGCUUUCCUGUGUCGAGGGAAGGGGGACUGUGAGGAUCACGCCACCCUGCUGUGCAGCCUCCAGCUGGGUUUUGGCAUGGAUGCAUACGUGUGCGUGGGCACCAAAGCCAAAGGAGUGCCACAUGCCUGGGUCCUGACCCGUGGUACUGACGGGAGCAUCACUUUCUGGGAAAGCCUGACAGCGCACAGAAUGAGAUUAUCAGCUAAAUGCCUCUUUUUCUUCCCCCUACCUGAUUUUCUUCAGAAUCAGUCACGGUGGAAAGCAAUGAGUGAAGAGGCUCUGAAGUCUGUUUGUGCUCCAGGCUCCACCACCUCUCUGCCCCCUCUGCCUCCGCUCUGCUCCCCGUCUCUGGAUCCGGCUGCAGCCAGCAACCAGCUGGAGCUGGAGAUGCGCUACCUGGUAUCUGAGCAUAGGAAGGACCUGGAUCUUGCGACAAUGUGGGACGACCACCUGUCCUACCUGCUGUCCUCGGCUCUGUCAGCCUAUGAGCUGGAACGCUGCACCGGUGUCUCCUGCGGCAACGAGGAGUUCCAGGACGCCGUGAGGAGGGCCGUGCCAGACGGACACACUUUCAAAGGCUUCCCUAUACACUUUCUUCACCGUAACGCUCGUCGGGCCUUUGCCACCUGCCUCAGGUCCCCCUUCUGUGAGGAGAUAGUGUGUUGUCGUGGCGAUCACGUGAGGCUGGCUGUCCGCGUUCGGGUGUUCGUUUAUCCCGAGAACGCGUGCGCAGUGUGGAUCAUGUUUGCCUGUAAAUACCGUUCUGUACUCUGACCAGCAGAUGGAUGGCGCCCAGGAAACCCCGGCCUGUGUUGCACUUUGACCCCACACUGGAUUUUAGGACACCACAGGGACACACCGGGACUCACAAUGAGACUAAAUUUAUAUUAAGCUCUACUAUUGCACAGACAUGUUUGUGGCUCUGCUUUGAUGGUCGGGCCUUUAUUUUGUAGUGGACUCAUUUGUACAGACAUUUACAUUAUUUAUUUUUGCAAAUAAACCCAACUUUGCUUA
Molecule: messenger RNA, 2308 nt
Organism: Neolamprologus brichardi
Lineage: Eukaryota; Metazoa; Chordata; Actinopteri; Cichliformes; Cichlidae
Source: RefSeq, a predicted model, not a curated record